Peniophora sp. CBMAI 1063 is the source of this 888-nucleotide messenger RNA. Lineage: Eukaryota; Fungi; Basidiomycota; Agaricomycetes; Russulales; Peniophoraceae. The record is from the annotation of a GenBank genome assembly.
AUGGGUGCUAACGUUUCUGCUCUUGUCAACCCUGCGAAGAAGGGCCAGUACGUCGACGACGCCCGGGCUCGCGAGCAGCUCGAGGUGCUCCUCAAGCUCGCGGAUGCGCGCCUCGACACGUAUCAGGGCCAGCUCGAGAUGAUGUUUCUUGACAACGCCGGUGCGGCGAAGCGUUCGGUCCCCGGCAAACGCGCUCUGCGCUUUGCACGCUAUGUCGGCGUGAACGUUGGUGUCGACCAAGAGAGCUACGAGCAGGAGAACGCCCCUUCUGAGUCUAACCCAGACGAGUCUGGUCUGCCGAAGGUGACGGAGAAGAAAGUAUCAACGAAGACCGCAUUCACCGAGGUUGACGAGGUUGUGCGCACGUUCUUCAACAUCACCCCUGAGGAAUGGGCUCCGAGCACCGUUGUGCCCAGCAACAGGAACCUUCAGGAGUUACCCCAGACCAAGCGCGUCUCGGCUAUGCGCGGCUUCGCUAAAGUCGUCAGUAACGGACUAAAGGAGAUCCUCAUGGAGACCACUUCUACCGGAGAGAGCACUGACCAGAAGUUCUUCGUGUGCAUCCAUCACAACGCGGUCAUCCGCAUCGAUGUCAUGACUUACAGGUACAACUUCAAUAAGGUUGUCAACAAGGAAACUGAGAAGGACGCCGGUAAAGCCUCGACGUUCCUCUCAUUUAACGGCCAGAUCUGCGAGAACAUCUUCGGCUAUGUGUACUGUCUGUCGGUGGUUGACCACAGUCAGGUUACCGACGACGAACUCGUGUUUCUUGCGAGCGAGUUCGCUGGUGACGCGCUCAACGAGUUCGGGGCAUACAUUGACGAACUCAUGGCGGUCUGGGCGAAGUUGCGCGCUGGCAACCCCAUCAUGCCGACUCUGACUCGUUGA